Messenger RNA from Pichia kudriavzevii, 1167 nucleotides. RefSeq lists its product as uncharacterized. The transcript has a single exon. The coding region runs from base 1 to 1167 and encodes 388 amino acids. Lineage: Eukaryota; Fungi; Ascomycota; Pichiomycetes; Pichiales; Pichiaceae. Gene Ontology annotation, cellular component: Golgi apparatus. Gene Ontology annotation, biological process: Golgi organization. Gene Ontology annotation, molecular function: protein binding. The record is from RefSeq and is a predicted model, not a curated record.
AUGUUUGGCUUUGCAAAGAAGUUAGUCAGUACAAUAGAAUCACAGCUUUCUAAUGAAAGCAUCAUACAUCAAAACGCUGAAAUUGAUGAAUCACGCCAAGGAUUGCGUAUACUAUCAGUCAAACCAGAUUCCAUAGGAGCAAAAUGCGGUUUUGAGUCAUGGUUCGACUUUAUAUUGAGGAUGAAUGGUAAUGAUAUCAACGCCUAUUUGCAAAUCAACCAUCAAACGGGUUCGGUUAAUUAUGAAAACUUCUUUGGUUACAUCAGACACGAAGUUGAAGUGGCCAACAAUAACAUAACUUUCACAGUUUUCUCAUCAAAAGGCUCUAUCAUAAGAGACGUUGUGGUUACUCCACAAGAAGUCAAAGACGCAAUUUCUCGAUCAUUGAAUUCAUUUAAUGAAAUUAGUCUGGAUGAAAACCAAGCAUCGGAAAACGCACUACCAUGGAGCCCCAAUUUAGGUAUAUCUUUCCAGCUAACCCCCAUAAAGGCUGGUUUUUAUACCUGGCAUGUGUUGAAAGUACAUCCAAAAUCUCCAGCAUAUAUUUCAGGUAUAUACCCUGGGGAAUACAUCCUGCAGGCUCAAGAUGGGCUACUUGCAACAGGGGGUGAAGAUUUGUUAUCUAAAGUCUUGCAGGGCCAAUAUGCCAAGAAUGGUGAUGGCUGUGAGCUCUUAUUGUACGUCUACAAUUAUGAUUCCGAUAGUGUUAGACCUGUUACAGUAGUUUUAAGAUCAGGCACAAUAUGGGGCGGAAGGGGUGUGCUAGGUUGUGACAUUGGUUAUGGACUUUUACAUCGUAUUCCUGAAGUUUUUGGUAAAUUUGAGAGUACCCUGGAAGCCAAGGAUGUGCUAGCGCAAGAUAAUGUGGUCAAUGGGAACAUAGUUCCAGAGGUUCCGUUAACGCAACCCCCUGAAUUUUUGCCUAGAAAAGUAACUGCUCCUAACUUUGUCAGUGAAGGUGAAGGGGAUUCAAUUGAACAAGCCGCUCGUACUGCAUUUGCGAGUAGGAAACGUAAUCUAAACAAACAUGCUGCAGUGAAUCUAGAAGCUUAUUUCGAUGAACAGACUAAAUUGAAUGAUAAUAACUCUACCGCAAAAACGUCAGAGAAUUCUUCAGCACAUACGGGACUACCACCGCCACCACCACCACCUCCAAAAAAAGUAUGA